Cyphellophora europaea CBS 101466 is the source of this 1197-nucleotide messenger RNA. RefSeq lists its product as uncharacterized. The transcript is spliced from 3 exons. The coding region runs from base 1 to 1197 and encodes 398 amino acids. Gene Ontology annotation, molecular function: DNA-binding transcription factor activity, RNA polymerase II-specific; zinc ion binding. Gene Ontology annotation, biological process: regulation of DNA-templated transcription. The record is from RefSeq and is a predicted model, not a curated record. NCBI's taxonomy places the organism in Eukaryota, Fungi, Ascomycota, Eurotiomycetes, Chaetothyriales, Cyphellophoraceae.
AUGGAGCCAGAGAUGGUGAUGCCGGAUUCUGACGAAGACACUCCGGGGUCGCCUUCGACACCUGGAAGCAAGCGAAGAUCCGCCGCGGGCGGGCCAGGGAUCUUGAAAAGAGCCGUAUCAUCACCCAAUGUUCGUGACUCGGGUGGUGAUGGUAUGGUCAUGAGCGCCGCGGACAAGAAGCGAAACAAGCUCGGCUACCACCGGACUGCCGUUGCAUGUGGACAUUGCAGGAGACGCAAGAUACGAUGCAUUGCGGCUCUUGACGACACAACAGGCCGAUGCCAGAAUUGCAUUCGCCUGAAGAAAGAGUGUCAUUUCUUUCCCGUGGACCAACAUAAUGCUCCUGCUGGACGCCGAGGGAGGUCAGGUUCGAAGGUCGAGGGUUCCCAACCUGAGGAAGACACCAGAGCCUCGUCGCCCGAAUCAGGCGUACCUUCCACUCUCAAAAGCUCGUCGCUCGACGAACAAUUAAGUCAUACGAACGGACACGGCGGUACGCCAAUAUCACCUGAAGAACAUGCCGCUCACCACCAUUUAAACUACCCUCAUGCACACGAAUACGACGCCGUGGGAUCGAACCUCGAACCAUCUCGCAGUCUACCACACCUUUCGGCACCUCCACCUCUGUUCCGACCGAGCCCUUAUUAUGCCACGAACGAGACUCACGGCCUACACAAUCCCUACCCAACUACGUAUGGGCCGUCGAUGUUGAGCUCGACGCUGACCUCAUCGUCGCCAUCAGCAAUGUUCUCGCCGCAGCAGCGCCCUGGCUCGGGUGUUGAUCUCGCCUGGUCCGGUCAAGUGGGAGGCAGGUCUAUCUCUGCUGCAGAUCCGGAUGAGACCUAUGCCGCUUUUCCGGGGCAUCGAGCAUACUCUUAUCCUAGCAUAGAUCGAAAUCUGGGUACGCCACACGAUAUCUCACUUUCUAGUGCGCCCAACGCCCAUGCGUACCCGAUGAGCACCGAAUAUCAGCAGCAGGGUGCUGGCCGGGAGUACACGGAUCCAUCGCAAUUUGCAAAUAUGGGCUGGCUGCCUCAUCCCGCAGCUCGAGGAUCACAGAUGUCUCCAGUGACCACAGCGGGCUAUCCACAAUCCUGGUACACUGCACCCCUACCUUAUGUCCGUGAAGAAGAAGAUCCGUCACAAGCAUCACAGAUGCAGGGACAUAGCCACCAGUCAUACCAUCUAGGGCGAUAA